This is a messenger RNA of Cordyceps militaris CM01, 1332 nucleotides long. RefSeq lists its product as uncharacterized. Lineage: Eukaryota; Fungi; Ascomycota; Sordariomycetes; Hypocreales; Cordycipitaceae. The record is from RefSeq and is a predicted model, not a curated record. Bases 1 to 1332 code for a protein of 443 amino acids. The transcript has 6 exons.
AUGUCCUAUUACGAGAACGCGCAGUGGCCUGCCGGCCAAGCCCAGCAGCAGCAGAACAACUGGGACCACCAGAGGACCGCCACCCCCGUCCGCACUGGUGCCAGCGCUCCUCAGCCUCAGGAUGAAUAUGCCUUCUCUUACCAGUUUGAUGAUGGAGAUGACCCGAAUCGCACUUCAAUUCCCAGCAUCGCUAACCUGUCUGCAGAGGUCGAUCGCGCCCAUGAGAACCUUCAAAAGUCUGGCAAGGGCUACGCCAUGGGCGGACGCCGUCGUCCCCCUCACAGCCAGGGCUCCCGAUCCCACUCGGUCAACAACUUUGAAGAGCCCCGCGGCCCUCCUGGCCCCAACCUGCAAAACUUCUAUGCCGCACAGAGGCACCACCAGCCGUCUCGCGGCUCCAACGAUGCCGAGCAGGUGAUGCAGGCCAAGAGACGCAUGGCCGCCCAGCGCGAACGCGAACUCCGAAACCUCCACACCGAGCAGCAAUACCAAAGAAAGAGCAAAUACCCCAAAAUAGAACAGCACUGGCCACGGAGUGGUACCACCCCUGAUACGCACCCUUUCCGCUGCGUUGGUCCAAGUCGCUUUCUGUCACGGCUUGCUUCUCAAGCGUGCCCGCUGAACCCAGGGGCCGGCGCCUCUGUUAGUUCUGAUACCUCUCACAACUCUGCCGGCAACAACCAGAAUAACGCCAAUGUCAACGCCAAGGUCAAUGCCAACGCCAGCACUAAUGCUGCCAACAACAGCAAGCACAUGUCCGAGGAGGAGACUCGCGAGCUGAUUGCUCGCCAGCGCAGUGCUCUCUACGGCGAGGGUCCGUUCGCCGACAAGUCUAGCUACGUCGAUGAGAGCGGCAACAUUCGCAAGGGAGCCCCCGGCCCCAGCAGUGCCUCCAGCCUCCGCGGUGCUUCUCCUAUGGGCUUUGAUACCAUUGGCCGCCCUCCUGCUGAUGCUGGUACUCCCGCCUCGGCCAAGGAGCAUGGCCACGGCCAGAGCGAGUUGAGCCCUCGUCCCAAUAGCACCACCAGCCCGCAAAGCGCAGCCCCAAACAACAAGGUCUUUGACAAUGCGGUCGGUGCUCAGAGCCGCACUAGCACCUCCAGCCCUACCGGCGCCUCUCCUCCUCGCGAUUUGGCCCCUGGAUCCAAGCCUGGCCAGCAAGGUGCUGUCGCCCCCAUUGGUACUCGCCCGGUCGGCACCCCUACCACUGGUGCUCAGACCAAGCGUUCCACCACUCCCCAUGCCACUUCUUCGGGCGGUUGGAGUCGCGGCAACGGUGUCUGGGGUCAGAGCUCCUCUGGUCUUGGUGCCCAGGCCAGCGUUUGGGGCUAA